Molecule: messenger RNA, 1245 nt
Organism: Solanum verrucosum
Lineage: Eukaryota; Viridiplantae; Streptophyta; Magnoliopsida; Solanales; Solanaceae
Exons: 1
Coding region: 1-1245 (414 amino acids)
Source: RefSeq, a predicted model, not a curated record
AUGUACCAGACACCUGCAAAAGGCACUCAAAAUCCACCAAACGCUCAACCCUUACCUCCAAAAUUCACUUUUGAUAUCCCAGUCCAAACCGAACCACACCUUCACUAUACUGCCUAUUCUGAACUUGACCACUUUGAAGAGAAGGAGAGGGAGUGGAGGGCCAAAGAGGAAAAGACUAAGCAGACUAUGAAGGAAGAGAUUGCGAAAGUGAUAAAAGAACUUGAUUACUCUUCAGAAGAGGUGGGGCUGAACUACAAAAAAUUAUGUAUUCAUCCAGAUUUGGACCUUCCGAAAGGGUUCAAAGUGCCAAAAUUCAUCACUUUUAAUGGAACUGGAAAUCCUCUAACACAUCUGAAAGUUUAUUGUGAUCAACUCGUGGGGGUUGGCAAAAAUGAAGCAUUGUUGAUGCAUCUCUUCAGUCGAAGUCUAAAUAGAGAAGCUCUGGAGUGGCUUACAUCACAAGAAUUAAAACAAUGGAUGAGUUGGAAUGAACUUGCAAGGGAUUUUACUGAAAGAUUUGGACAUAACGUAGAAAUUGCUCCUGAUCGCUAUUAUUUAGAAAAAAUCAAACAGAGGUCUACAGAAAAUUAUCGAGAGUAUGCUCUUCGUUGGAGAAAAGAGGCUGCAAGAGUUCAAGCUCCCAUGUCUGAACGUGAGAUCACUGAAAUAUUUAUUCAAACUCAAGAGCCUGAGUAUUAUGAAAGAAUGUUGUGUAUGAUGGGACAAAAAUUUGUCGAGAUCGUCAAGGUGGGAGAAGGUUUGGAACACAGUUUCAAGAUUGGAAAGAUCACAAACCUUAUUGCCUUGCGUGCUAAUGACAAAGCUAUCAGAAUUAGUGAUAUGGAUAUGUCAAAAGGAAAAGAAGAAGCGGUAUUUGUGGUCACUGCUACCCAAAUGUGGUCAGCUCCACAAAGGAAAUAUCAAAAUCGCAAUGUCAAUCAGAAAAAAUUCGCUCGUCCAAACUUUAGGAAGGCUCCUAAGGUAUUUACACCACUAAGGGAAUCUCAAACUCAAUUUUACGAAACGUUAAACACAAUGGGUAUGCUCCAUCCUAUAAAAGGAAGACCAACCAAUCCUUUGGGGAAAUUUUACAAGGUUAACCACAGAUGUGCUUAUCAUUCAGGGGUUGUUGGACACAACACAGAAAAUUGUUCAACCCUCAAGCAGAAUAUUCAAAACAUGAUCAACAAUAAUUUGAUCAAUAUUGAGGAAACCACCUCAAGGGAUAACAUAUUUUAUGAUUAA